GGUUUUUUACGUAUUUUUUUUUUUUAAGACAAUUACUUUUUAGUUUCCGAAAGUUUCUCGUCCAAAUUACAAAAAUAUUAUAGUACUAAUGGUCAGCUUUAAUGCUAUCUUAAUUUCAUUUGCGUUUACUUGCGUCUCUAUUUUUAAACGAUUUAAAUGUUCUGAUGAAAAUACAAUUUUUUGGUAUUCUUUACAACACUUGUGACGAUGACGUGUACAAUGUUAUAUUAUAUAUUUUGGGCCAUAAUUUUUAUUUGAGAAACGACAAAUUAAUGUAUCAAAAAACUACUGAAAUGUUAAAAUAAAUUUAGCUAAAUUAUUUUUAAACUAAGUGGAAUAUUACAGACUAUACAUUUUAUACAUAAUCGUAGAAAAAAAAUAUCUUAAUCAAUUGCAUUUUGGUAUACUCAUACACAUUGUACCUUAUGUGGGUGGAUAGGUAAUUAAAGUUUUAUAAUAAUAUUGUAUAUUUUUAAAUAGCAGGAAGUAGUAGUGUUAAGCGGAAUUUUUCACACAAUGAUCUUGUAAGUUUGAUUCGUGGUGAUAAAAUAUUUCGUCCUACAAGUGUAAAAUCAAUUCUCAUUAUUUUUAAAAAAAUUCGGGAAAACUAUUCUGGGAAUACAUAUUGGUCGAAAGAAUAUGAACUGUUGGUUCGAACCAAAGUCAAAAACUUUGGUGUAGCGGUAUCAAAAAAAUGGAACGCAUGCUAUAGAAAUUAUAAAAAAUUUGAAUCUAAAAACCAAAUUUGGCUACAAACUGAAUUUGAGAUGCCUGCAACAAAAACUUUUAAAGGUGGAUGACCUUUGAAAAAUUUUUCCGAAUGUACGGAAAGAAGUAAAAAGUUUAAAGUUUUAUCUCUAACAAAAUCACAUACCUCACCUGAAUUAAGAUAUGCCCUUUCAACAAAAUAUCAAAACUCAGGGAAAAUAUGUGCUGCUUCUCUUUUAAAUCAAUUUACUACAACCCCAACAAGAGAUAAAAAAAUAAAGAGUGUAUUAAAAGAAAAAAAUUGUGAAAGAUUACCCGUUGCAUAUACUCCAGACGAAGCUUUAGCUUUUCUUAUUGAAAAUGGUUUGACUAAACAGCAAUACAUAAAUAUCAGACUUGGUGCUAUACAAAAAAAUUGUAAAAUUUAUCCAAGUUAUGAAAAUGUUAUUGAAGCUAAGAAACGCUGUUACCCGGAUAACUUGCAUGUUACAGAAACUAGCUGCAAAAUUCCAAUGCAAGACCUUUUAAACCACACCACAAAACGUAUUUGUUCACUUCCUCAAGUAAAGUUAGAAAAUGAAAUGACAAAUUUGGAAAUGCUGUAUAAGUGGGGAUGUGACGGCAGUAGUGGUCAGUCGAUGUAUAGAAUGAAAUUCAAUGAUUCGACAACAGAAAAUGAUAGCACUGUGUUUAUAUUUUCACUAGUACCACUUCUACUUCGCUGUUCAAUUAGUGACGAAAAUGUGGUUUUGUGGAAAAAUGUACGACCUUCGUCUACACAUUUUUAUCGUCCAAUAAAAUUUUUGUAUGAAAGGGAAACAAUAGAAAGUACGAAGAGAGAAGUAAAUACCAUCGAAUCAGAGUUGAAAAAUAUAUUUCCAACAGAUAUUUUAUUAGAAGACAAUAAUUUACUCAAAAUAAAACAUACUUUGAUAUUUUCGAUGAUUGAUGGAAAGGUAUGUAAUUCAAUGACGAGUACAUCUAGCCAAUCGUGUUACAUAUGUGAAUGUAAACCUAAAAACUUUAAUGACAUCGAUAAAGUGAUAAAGAUACCGACAAACCCAGAUAAUUUUAAGUUUGGAUUGUCCACUCUUCACGCAUGGAUAAGAUUUUUAGAAUGUAUUUUACACAUAUCCUACCGGUUACCAUUUAAAACAUGGAAGGUAAAGUCGGAUUCAAAUAAAACUGUGAUGGAACACCGAAAAAAAGAAAUUCAGGGCCGAUUUAAAUCCGAAAUGGGUUUAUUAGUUGAUAUUGUACUACAAGGUCACAGUACAACAAAUGAUGGGAAUACAUCUCGAAGAUUUUUUAGGGAACCAGAGAAAUCAUCAGAUAUCACCGGGAUUGACAUAAACUUAAUAAAAAGAUUUUAAACCAUUUUAGUAGUUAUGGCAAGUGGAAAAGAAAUAGAUGUGGAUGCGUUUGAAAUUUAUGGAAUAGAGACAGCAAGACUCUUUGUUAAGCUAUACCCAUGGUACUACAUGCCAAAUAGUGUCUUUAAAAUCUUACUGUACAGGGCUGACGUUAUUCGACAUGCACUUCUUCCAAUUAGACAACUUUCAGAAGAAGCGCAAGAGUGUAGAAAUAAAGAUUUCAAGAACUACAGGCAACAUCAUACACGUAAGAACUCGAGGACAAACAACAAUAUGGAUCUAGUUCAUAAAUUACUAUAUUGUGUCAACAUUACAAACAUAUUAUUCAAAAACUGAACUUCCUUUAGCAGAUGAUGCUAAAUCUCUAUGAAAAUGUGACGAUUUCAAUUGUGAUUCGGACAAUUCAGAUACUAAUCUAAAUAUGGCAAAUCCACUUGUUCAAAUGCUUUUCCAAAGAAACUGAAACAUUCAAAUUAUUAAAUAUAGGCUAUAAAUCAAACUUUUAAAUACAAAAUGAUGGUAAACUUAAAUGCAAUGAUUCUGUAAUUGGAGGAAUACCAACUACUACACAAGAAUCUUGACUUAAAUCUAGAACUGCUGAAGCAAUUAAGGUGAUCAGAAGAAAACAGAAAGUUCUAGGCGUGAUUGAAUUGUAUCCAUCACUAUCGCCAUUUCUAGAGUGAAGUAAUACAGAAUCUAAGAAUAAUAACAGCUUGAUGGACUAUGUCAGUGCUUCUCAAGCUGGGAGCCCUGGACCUCUAGACAUCUAGAGGGCCAUCGCUAUAUUACUGCAAGGCCGUAAAAUAUUUAUUUUAUCUUAACUAUUUUCUUUAGGCCUUAAUUUGUUAGUACUUAUACUUCUAUGACGUUUAAUACUAUAAUAAAGUUUUUUCAAAAGUAUAUUAAAAAAACAUUAAUUUACUAUGCAUAUUUACAGUUAAU
Sipha flava (yellow sugarcane aphid) is the source of this 3023-nucleotide messenger RNA. RefSeq lists its product as uncharacterized. The record is from RefSeq and is a predicted model, not a curated record. Bases 1221 to 2081 code for a protein of 286 amino acids. Lineage: Eukaryota; Metazoa; Arthropoda; Insecta; Hemiptera; Aphididae. The transcript is spliced from 8 exons.